AUGCUCCGCCGCGGCGCGCUGCCGCCCCCGCUGCUGCGGAGCCCCAUGGCGCUGCCCCCCGCCCGGCCGCCCCGUCCCGAGCGCCGCUUCGUGGCCGAGCUGCCCGGCUGCGAGCUGGUGGACUUCGCCUGCCGGCGCGGCGGGAGCGCGGGCGGCGGCGGCGCCAGACCCCGCGGCUUCCCGCCUGGCCCGGGGCGCUGCUACUCCUUCUGCGUGCCCGGCGAGCCGGUGCGGGCGGCCCGGCUGCACGAGCGGCUGCGGCGGGAGCUGAGCCAGGCCGCCUUCGCCGCGCUGCCGCUCCUCUCGUACCGGCCCGGGGCCGCCGCCGCGGCGCGGGAGCGGGGCUUCCUGGUGCGGGCGGCGCCGGAGGGCGAGCGCGCCUUGGAGGAGCUGCUGCGCCGCUGCCUGCCGGCCCCGGCCCACCUGGCCGUCUACCAGGAGGGCGAGGACGGGCAGCUGUGGCGCGGGCUGUGGCGCCUGGCCGAGGCAGGGGGCAAGGAGCUGCUAAGCCGGGCGCGGGUGGUGGGGGCGCCGCCGCCCGCCUCCCACCCGGCGGCGGCUCACCUCCGGGACGCCGCCGGGUUCGGCUCCCGCCCGGCCGCCCGCCGGGUCCUGCAGGAGUGCACAACUCUGAUUCCUGAAGCCAAAGCGGUCCUCGAUCUUGUGGAUAAGUGCCCUAAACUUCCAAAAAGGGGAUCUUUUCCUGUGAUAGUUAUUGAGGGACUGGAUGCAACAGGCAAAACCACCAUAACUCGGUCAUUGAAGGACUUACUUAAUGCCAUACUCUUGAGAUCCCCCCCAUCUUGCGUCAGUCAGUGGAGAAAGAGAUUUGAUGACGAACCAACACUCAUUCGAAAAGCGUUUUAUGCUCUGACCAACUACAUCGUUGCUUCUGAAAUUGCAGAAGCAUCCACUAAGUCGCCAGUGAUAAUAGACAGGUAUUGGCAUAGCACUGCUGCUUAUGCAAUUGCGACGGAAAUAAGCGGGAAAGUGUCCGAUCUCCCUCCAGUGCAUCAUCCAGUAUACUGCUGGCCCGAAGACCUGCUAAAACCAGAUUUGGUCAUACUGCUAACAGUUAGUCCCGAGGAACGAAUCCAGAGACUGCAGGGACGAGGGAUAGAGAAAACAAGGGAGGAGGAAGAGCUGGAGGCAAACAGAUUCUUUCGCCAAAAAGUCGAAGAAUCUUACAGAAGGAUGGAGAAUCCUGCAUGCCAACUGGUUGAUGCCAGUCUUUCCAGAGAAGAGGUUCUCAAGGAUGUUCUACAUCAGAUUAAAAAGCAUUUUCCUUCACUAUAG
Molecule: messenger RNA, 1296 nt
Organism: Euleptes europaea (tarantolino)
Lineage: Eukaryota; Metazoa; Chordata; Lepidosauria; Squamata; Sphaerodactylidae
Gene: CMPK2
Product: cytidine/uridine monophosphate kinase 2
Exons: 5
Coding region: 1-1296 (431 amino acids)
Biological process (GO): dTDP biosynthetic process; dUDP biosynthetic process; dTTP biosynthetic process
Cellular component (GO): cytoplasm; mitochondrion
Molecular function (GO): dTMP kinase activity; ATP binding
Source: RefSeq, a predicted model, not a curated record